Cetraspora pellucida is the source of this 657-nucleotide messenger RNA. The record is from the annotation of a GenBank genome assembly. Lineage: Eukaryota; Fungi; Glomeromycota; Glomeromycetes; Diversisporales; Gigasporaceae.
AUGUCUACUAAAUCUGUUGCUUUUAAUAAUAUUGUUAAAGAGCUCAAAUUUGAAUAUGAAAAAAAUUAUGUAAAAAAUCAAGAUUUUGAACCUAAAGAAAAUAAUGAAAUAUACAAAGAAAUGCUAAAUGAAAUUAAAAGAUUACAAAAAGAAAAUAAAGGAUUACAAGAAAAAAUUAAAGUUGAUUCGCAAAUUCUUGCUAACUGCCAAUAUGAAAAUUCAAUAUUGAAUGAUGAAAAAAAAAUAAUUGAAGAAUUACGUCAAAAAUAUAAAAGUGAAAAAAAUAAUUAUAAAAAUAAUAUUCAAAAUAAUUGUAAGAUUAUUGAAAAUUAUCAACAUGAAAAUAUGUUAUUAAAUAAUGAAAAUAGAGAAAUUGAUAAAAAGUAUCAAUAUGAAAUUAAAAAAUUAAAAGAAGAAGCACAUAACGAUAUUAAUCGAAUCGAAUACGAAAGAGAUUUUUUUAAGCAAAAAAAUGAAGAAUCAUUAAAUUUUAUAUUGUUUAUUAGUAAUUUUAUAAAUAUAGAUACAUUUAGAAAUUUAUUUUAUAAAUAUGGAACUUAUGAAAACUUUCAUUAUGAUAUUGAGAUCUAUAAUGAAAAUAUUAAUAAUAUUAAUAAUAUUGAAAAUAUAGAAGAUGAAGAAUUCGAUAAUUUUUUA